UAAGUAUUGACAUAACACUGUGUUAACAAUGCAUCCACAGAGCUUGGCUGAAGAGGAAAUAAAGGCAGAGCAGGAGGUGGUGGAGGGGAUGGAUAUCUCCACUCGAUCCAAAGCUCAAAAAAAGGAUCCUGGCUCUGCCGAACGCACAGCACAAAAAAGGAAAUUUCCCAGCCCUCCACAUUCUUCUAAUGGCCACUCACCACAAGAUGCAUCAACAAGUCCCAUAAAAAAGAAAAAGAAACCUGGUCUAUUGAACAGUAAUAAUAAAGAGCAGUCAGAACUAAGACAUGGUCCGUUUUACUAUAUGAAGCAGCCACUCACCACAGACCCUGUUGAUGUUGUACCACAGGAUGGACGGAAUGAUUUCUAUUGCUGGGUUUGUCAUCGGGAAGGCCAAGUCCUCUGCUGUGAGCUCUGUCCUCGGGUUUAUCAUGCUAAGUGUCUGAAACUGACAGCGGAACCAGAGGGGGAUUGGUUUUGUCCAGAAUGUGAGAAAAUCACAGUCGCAGAAUGCAUAGAAACACAGAGUAAAGCUAUGACAAUGCUCACCAUUGAACAGCUAUCAUAUUUACUGAAGUUUGCACUACAGAAAAUGAAACAGCCAGGGACAGAGCCAUUUCAAAAGCCAGUUUCACUGGAUCAACACCCAGAUUAUGCAGAAUAUAUCUUUCAUCCAAUGGACCUUUGUACAUUAGAGAAGAAUGUUAAGAAGAAAAUGUACGGUUGCACUGAAGCAUUUUUGGCUGAUGCCAAAUGGAUUUUGCACAACUGCAUUAUUUACAAUGGGGGAAAUCACAAAUUGACACAAACAGCAAAAGUCAUCAUCAAAAUCUGUGAGCAUGAGAUGAAUGAAAUUGAAGUAUGUCCGGAAUGUUAUUUAGCUGCUUGCCAAAAACGAGAAAAUUGGUUUUGUGAGCCUUGUAGCAAUCCCCACCCUUUGGUCUGGGCUAAACUCAAAGGCUUUCCAUUCUGGCCUGCUAAAGCACUGAGGGAUAAAGAUGGGCAAGUUGAUGCCCGUUUCUUUGGCCAACACGACAGGGCCUGGGUUCCAAUAAAUAAUUGCUACCUCAUGUCUAAAGAAAUUCCUUUUUCUGUGAAAAAGACUAAAAGCAUCUUCAAUAGUGCAAUGCAAGAAAUGGAGGUUUAUGUUGAUAACAUCCGUAGAAAAUUUGGAGUAUUUAAUUACGCACCUUUCCGGACACCAUAUACUCCCAACAAUCAAUACCAAAUGUUACUAGACCCUGCAAACCCAACUGCUGGAACUGCAAAGACAGACAAACAAGAGAAAAUCAAACUGAACUUUGAUAUGACAGCAUCGCCCAAGAUUCUAAUGAGCAAGUCUAUGCUGAGCAGUAGUACUGGUCGUAGGAUUUCAUUGACAGAUAUGCCACGGUCACCGAUGAGUACAAACUCAUCAGUUCACACUGGAUCUGAUGUUGAACAGGAUGCAGAGAAAAAAGCAACUUCCAGUCAUUUUAGUGCCAGUGAAGAAUCCAUGGACUUUAUUGAGAAAAAUACAGCUUCUCCAGCACCAACAAGAACGGGUCAAGCAGGGAGCUUGUCAGGCAGCCCCAAACCUUUCUCUCCUCAAGCAUCAACGCCAAUUUCUGCUAAGCAAGAAAGAACUUCCACUCCAGGAAGCAUUCUGAAUCUUAAUCUUGAUCGUAGCAAAGCUGAAAUGGAUCUGAAAGAGUUGAGUGAGUCAGUCCAACAGCAGACCACUCCUGUGCAACUCAUUUCACCAAAACGACAGAUACGUAGUAGGUUCCAGCUUAAUCUUGACAAGACAAUAGAGAGUUGUAAAGCGCAACUUGGAAUAAAUGAAAUAUCUGAAGCUGUUUAUACUGCAGUAGAACACAGUGACUCUGAAGAUUCUGAAAAAUCUGACACCAGUGACAGUGAAUAUAGUGAUGAGGAUCAGAAAUCAAAGAAUGAUCAAGAAGAUGGAGAGGACAAGGAAGGUACAAGAAGUGACAAAGAAUCAUUGAGCUUGAAAAAAAAAGCUAAGCCCUCAGCACAGAAUGAAGACAAAGAGGAACUUAAAAGCACAAGUCCAGAAGUGGAGAAAACAGAUGACCCAGUCAAAGAAAAGGCAAUUACAGACACUGAAAAAGAAUUUUCUGAAAAGGGAAAAAGUUUACAGCAUCCUGCAAAAGAAAAACUGAAAGGUAAAGAUGAAACAGACUCUCCAACUGUGCAUCUAGGACUGGACUCUGAUUCUGAGAGUGAACUUGUCAUCGAUCUAGGAGACGAUCAUUGUGGCCGUGAAGGAAGGAAAUCCAAAAAAGAAUCUAAAGACCCUCCUCCUAAACAAGAUGUUAUAGGUAAAACUCCACCUUCCUCCAGUGCAAGCACCCAGCCUCUACCAGAAACUCCAGUACUUACCCGCUCUGCAGCCCAGACUCCACCAGCUGGUGUGACAGCAACUACUAGUGCUUCUUCUACUGUUAGUGCUCCAUCUGCAGCCACUGGAAGCCCUGUGAAAAAGCAGAGGCCUCUGCUGCCUAAGGAAACUGCCCCUGCUGUGCAGCGUGUAGUGUGGAAUUCUUCAAAUAAAUUUCAGACGUCUUCUCAGAAAUGGCACAUGCAGAAGGUGCAGAGACAGCAGCAACAGCAGCAGAGCCAGCAGUCUCAGUCACAGCAACCUCAGUCCUCUCAAGGGACAAGAUAUCAGACAAGACAAGCAGUUAAAGCUGUGCAGCAAAAAGAGAUCACCCAGAGCACUUCUACAUCCACUAUAACCUUGGUUACAAGUACUCAACCUAUUUCUAUGGUUACCAGUUCUGGAUCUGCAAGUACACUUUCUUCCUCAGUUAAUACAGACCUGCCAAUUGCAACAGCUUCAGCUGAUGUGGCUGCAGAUAUUGCUAAAUAUACUAGCAAAAUGAUGGAUGCCAUCAAAGGAACAAUGACUGAAAUAUAUAACGAUCUUUCAAAAAAUACUACUGGAAGUACAAUAGCUGAGAUUCGGCGUUUGAGGAUCGAGAUAGAAAAACUUCAAUGGUUACAUCAACAGGAACUCUCAGAAAUGAAGCAUAAUCUAGAACUGACAAUGGCUGAAAUGCGGCAGAGUCUAGAACAAGAACGAGAUCGUUUGAUUGCUGAGGUGAAGAAGCAGCUGGAAUUGGAAAAGCAGCAAGCAGUGGAUGAAACUAAAAAGAAGCAGUGGUGUGCUAACUGCAAGAAAGAGGCCAUUUUUUAUUGCUGUUGGAAUACUAGCUACUGUGACUAUCCCUGCCAACAAGCUCACUGGCCUGAGCAUAUGAAAUCUUGCACACAGUCAGCUACUGCAACACAGCAAGAAACAGACACUGAAAUUAGCACAGAAACAUUAAAUAAAUCAUCCCAGCCCAGUUCAAGUGUGCAACCUACACCCACAGAAACAGCCAGCACCCCUAAGGAAAAGGAAGGUUCAGCUGAUAAAAGCAAAGAGAGUGUUACAACCAUUCCUGUAGUGGUAAGUCCUUCUGCUGGGACAGUGGCAAUGAGAACUGGAGUUCAGUAUGUUCAGACCACAAUGCCAGUCCAAGUACGAAGAGUCUAACUGCUAACAAGAAGUCCAUACAAUUGUUGGAAUAAAUAAAUCUAAUAGAAAUGUGAAAAAUAAACACAGUUCUUUGGAUUAACCUCAAAGGUUCAGACUUUCGCUUUGUAUAUGUGUACAAAGCAUUAACUACACUACAUUAAUGUAAAGCAUUAGCGCUGGCUUAGAAAAGCUGAGGACAGGUAAGAUCCAUAUUAAAUCUAUGCUUCUUUUGUAAAUAAUGUACAAUUUGUGGAUGUCAUUAAAGUUAGAGUACCAUCUCCUUUUUAUAUUUGUAUUGACUUUAACUUAUAAAGAGCGUUUGAAGUUGGAAAAGGAAGGUUUAAAACAGCCUUAUCACAAGCUAACACUGAAAACUGGUCUUGGGAAACUGCAGUUAACGCAUCAAAUAAUAUAAUCAUGAGACUCUGAUCAACUUGAUUUGCAUUUGGAUUGAAAAAAAUUUCUGCACUUUGAAACUCUUGUAGAAUUUCUUUGAGCAACCAAAUAAUGAAGGGUAUCUUUUUCCAGUUAAUUGUAUUAGGCACAUUGUGACAUUUCCAAUCUGUGGACCUGAAGUACUUAAAGAUUUACAUUGUUUUUACAAUGACCAGACUGUUAACAUUUAUAUUGUUUACAGGUUAAAAUUAAGUUAAAAUUUCAUUCAGUCCAAUAUCAGGAAAGCUGGAAAGUGUAAUACGAGCUGGUUGUAGCAUGAUCUCUGAUCAUGAUAUCAAAGAUUGAGAAAAGUAAAGUUUGUUCCUAUGCUUCACAGUUCAGUUUUCUUUUUUUUUUCUGAAAUCCUCCAAAAGGACUUUGAACAAGAACUAGGUGUGGAGAAAAACAUGGAUCAGGAAACAUGGGCAAAGGACUUUUGGCGCUGGGCCAGAGCAUGUAUUAUUUAUAUGAUGGAAUUUAUGUUUUUAUGUAAGCAUGAAACAGUACAGUAUGAGAGAAAGUAACCCAUGAAAAUGCUGUCUGUUACACUUAUACUGUAGUACCAUUUUGUAUGUUGUGUAAAACGAAAGCAUUGAACAAAGCAAAGGUGAUGUAUGUAUAUGAGAAAAUUAAUUGUAUGAUAUCAUUCCAGUACAUUCUGUUGUACAUUUUAGUCAUGUUGAUUUCUCCCAUUGUUUAUAAAAGAAUGCGGUUUGUACAGUCUCCAGCUAGUACCCAUAUUAGCGGGAAAAAAGUAUUAGAAGAAAGCGAGAACAGAAUAUUCGUGAAUUGCAGUUGUGUCAAAAAUAGCCUAGCUGGCCUUAUUUGUGAAGCAUAAUUGCUUUUAGCAUA
Molecule: messenger RNA, 4813 nt
Organism: Gavia stellata (red-throated loon)
Lineage: Eukaryota; Metazoa; Chordata; Aves; Gaviiformes; Gaviidae
Gene: ZMYND8
Product: zinc finger MYND-type containing 8
Exons: 22
Coding region: 29-3544 (1171 amino acids)
Biological process (GO): regulation of DNA-templated transcription
Molecular function (GO): protein binding
Source: RefSeq, a predicted model, not a curated record